AUGGGUUCGAGCUCGUCUAAGCCCUCGAACCCUGCUCCACAUGUGUGGAAGGGGACUCCUCAGCCGGGAGUGUCGCAGAAUCUAGUCGAGCAGCUCGAGACAAGCAACGAGACCGAUAUCUCCCGCCAACAAGCCGCCGAGCUCCUGGUCCAACAGCGCGUAGCCGCCGAGCUGAAGCGUCUGCGCGAACAAGAGAUCGAAGCCCUGCGCGAGGUGCAACAAAGACUGUCGGCCGAGCCCGAUCUGGCGGAGGAUCAGCAGCAGCAUCAAACCUCUAUCACCCGGCAGCAGGUUGCCAAGCAGAUUGACGACCUGCGCAGCAAGCUUGAGGAACGCAGACAAGUGCGGCCGCUGCCCGAGAGCGUGGAGAAGGCGCGCAGCGAGGUUGUGCGAUGCCUGCGUGAGCACGACCGCAGGCCACUCAACUGCUGGCAGGAGGUCGAGGCUUUUAAGGAGGAGGUCAGGAAGCUGGAAAAGGGCUGGGUCGAUAAGGUUGCGAGCUAG
Molecule: messenger RNA, 504 nt
Organism: Thermochaetoides thermophila DSM 1495
Lineage: Eukaryota; Fungi; Ascomycota; Sordariomycetes; Sordariales; Chaetomiaceae
Exons: 3
Coding region: 1-504 (167 amino acids)
Source: RefSeq, a predicted model, not a curated record